AUGGAUCAAUAAUUAGAAAAAUGGAAGUUGAAUAACUAAUAUUUUAUUAGAGAUAAAUAUUUUAAUCUCUAUAAGAAAUUUGGAAAUUAAGCCCUUAGAUAAUAAGAUUAAUUACAUUUCAAAAGACAACGUAUUUUUAGAAACACUUCUUUUAAAGAUAGAGAAAAAUUACCUUUGAUGGAAUAAUCUUCUAAAAAAUGUGAUUAUAGUCUCCCAGAAUUUAUCUAUCCUACAAUUUAAUAAGUUAAUACUAUUGAUGAAUAUAAUAAAAUAUUGUAAGAUAGAAUCAAAAGUAAUGAAUAAAAAGAAAGAAAUUAAUGGAAAUUGCCACCUUUAGAAAAAUAAUAUAAAGAAAAAUAUUAAUUAAAAAGAACAAUCUCAUAAGCUGAUUUAAAAAUCAAAUUGUAACAAAUGUUAUGA
Molecule: messenger RNA, 420 nt
Organism: Paramecium sonneborni
Lineage: Eukaryota; Ciliophora; Oligohymenophorea; Peniculida; Parameciidae
Source: the annotation of a GenBank genome assembly